AAGCGCCCAGACGGGCGGGCUGAGGACAGGAAGCGCUCCCCACACCGCGGGGCUGGAGGGGACCCCGCGGGCCGCGCUACACCAGCAGCGAGGAACCCUCCAUUACCGCAGUUACUAGGCUGUGGUGAGGGACACCACAGGGGCGGCCAUUGCCACCUGACUGGGCCUCAGCGGCUCCGCUCCGCUCGCCUCACGAGUAGCAGGCGAUCGUUCCCCACAAAAUACAGCGCAGAGGGAGCGAGGGAUGGAGGCGGACAGAGCCCUCCCCGGGGCACGGAACAAGAAGAACGGACACGAACCGGACCCACAGCCGCGCUGCUCGCCUCAGGUAUAACUGCUGAGACUUUCUAAAAUGCCUUUAUGUUUCCGGAAUUUCGUCCCAUAUGUGUUACCUGGAGUGCUGGCACUUCUUGGGUGCUGGUGGAUUUAUUCCCGUAGAAAAAAGCAUGGAACCUAUCGAGAGGAGCAAGCAGUAGCUGCUGAAGAGCAGCAGGAAGAAGUGACAGAGCAGGAUAGGACAGCACCAGAAACAGAACCAUGUGUUCUGCAAAGACGGCUCUCCAUGCUGGAGGAGGAGCACACAGAGAACAAAACCUCGACCUGCCUGCUGACAGUAGGGUUGAGGGUGCCCUCUAAUUGUCACACUGAUGAGAGGCUGGAUCUCUCAGCACACUUGCCAGUAACAACAGAUGAGCCCAGCAGCCUUGAGAACGACAGUGAAAAACUAGAAGAAACGGAAUCUCAAGACACAAAAAGUGGCCCUGCUUGUGUCUCUCUCCCUUGGGAGUCUGCCUGGUUGGAGCAGCCAGGGGAAGAAGACGUGUCCGGGUCAGUUGCCAGUACUGUACCUGUGUGUCAGGGGGAAGAGGACACACAGCUGGAAGGAGAUGAAUUGAGAAGAGAGAAGGUUAGAGAAGUGAGUUUGUGCAAGGAAGACGUUGAGAAAAUCGCGCAAGUGACAAUACAGAUUGUUUCCAAGGUCAUUUUGGCAGCAACUGAGGAAGUGCUGUCAGGUGCUGCAAGUGAUGGGUCCACUCAGAUCUGCCAGGCUGCUGCCAGUCGAGUUCAGACACUUCUGGACAUGGCAGGUGUUUCCUCUGAUCAGAUGCUUGCAGAGGAAGCUCCAGUAGCCGGUGAGAAUGUUAAGAGCGAUGCUGUGGUACCAACAUCCCUGCAGGCCAAGGAACAGGGUCAGAAUGUGACACAUUCAAGCUGUUUAAUACGUGGCUCUUCAUCCGGCCCUGAAGAGGGAGACACAAAAGACUGUUGGAAGAAGAACCCUGUAUGCAGUGAGGGAGAGCUGCCUGCCCCUCCAGGUGAUGGGUCCACUCAGCUCUGCCAGGCUGGUGUUAGCCAAGCUGAGACACCUCUGGAGAUGGCAAGUGCUGUUUCCACUGAUCAGACACUUGCAGAGGAAGCUCCAGUAGCUGAUACGAACACUGCUGGAAUGAAUGAUGCUGUGGUACUGACAUCCCCACAGACAGAGGAACAGGAUCAGGAUGUUACGUGUUCAAGCUGUAUAACACAAAGCCCCACUGAGGGAGCCACAACAGACUGUCACAUGAAGACCCCUGUGUGCAGUAAGUCCCAAGGAGGUGGUCGGACUCCUGUGGAAAACCACAAAGGUUCUCCAGAAAAGCCUCCUUUGGUUAGGGAGGGCUCUGUGUGCAGCACAUCCACAUGUGAAGGUGGGGCAUGUGUGGAGGGCCCGCUGCAGAGCACAAUGCUAGCUGUUGCAUCGGGACAGCAUUCAGAGUUACUGAGUUUAUCUGCAACCCAAGAUGCAAGUGCUGGGCAGAGCUCUGGCCCAAGUGAAACUCAGCCUACUCUGAAGCUGUCUGAAGACAAUGAAGUGCCAUGCAGCAAUAAAGUACUGCGAGAGGAUGGUCCAGACCCAGCUAAUGAGUGUAACAAGGCACCAGGAAUAGAUGGAGACUGCCCACAAGGCUUGAAUGAACAUGGUACAGAUGUUGUGAACAGUGGCUGUGUCAUGAAGAAGGCAGUGACUCAGCAGAACACUAAGACAGGGGGAGAAACCAGCAAGUGUGACCACAUCAUCUGGGAAAUAGAAGUCCCAAAGGAAUUAGUUGGCCGCUUGAUUGGCAGACAAGGAAAAUUUAUGAGCUUCCUGAGGCAGAAAUCUGGUGCCAAAAUCUACGUCUCGACAAAGCCUUAUUUCCGUGACUCCCAGGUCUGUCACAUUGAAGGUUUCCCGCAUCAAGUAGAAAAAGUACUGAGCCUGAUUGGCAUGAACUUCAAGGAGCUGUGUCUUACCAACAUCCACGGUGUGCUUCCACCAGCACCACUGACAAUUAAUUCCGUCCUUAUGACUGCCUGGCUCUUCCUCCCAGAAGGAGUCAAUGUGGAAGUGGUCAUGGCACACCAAGUUGAUGCAGGGCACAUGUUCCUGCAGCAGCACACUCACCCCACUUUCCAUGUCCUGAGGAGCCUUGACCAGCAGAUGUGCAUCUGCUACUCUCAACCUGAAAUUCCAACCCUGCCAACUCCAGUAGAAGUUGGUAUUAUCUGUGCAGCUCCAGGCUUGGAUGGGGCAUGGCUACGGGCUCAAGUUAUCAGCUACUUUGAAGAGACCAGUGAAGUGGAACUCAGAUAUGUGGACUAUGGAGGAUAUGACAAAGUGAAGGUCGACACAGUCAGACAAAUCAGGUCUGACUUUUUAUCGCUGCCUUUCCAAGCAGCAGAAGUUUUACUGGACAAUGUGGUGCCUCUUGCAGAAGAGGAUUACUUCUCCCCUGAAGCUGAUGCAGCCGUUGGCGAGAUGACCAUAGGCGCAGUCCUUGUGGCGCAGGUCACAAAUUAUGACAGUGCAACAGGACUGCCAUUGAUACAGCUGUGGAACUUGAUGGGCGAUGAGGUGGUGUCCAUAAACAGAACUCUGGUGGAGAAAGGCCUUGCUCGGUCGCUUGACUACUAGCAAUGUCCUACCAUUUCCCUAGAAACACAUACCUCAUCUCGGUGAAAGGCGGGGUUUUUAAAAGCCAUAAUGACAAAUACUGUAGCUUUAAAGCAAAAAAUCGUCUCUGGCCCCUGUUCAAAAGCUGAAUGGGAAAAAACUUAAAACCUUACAGCUCAUUCGGAGGUAGCAAAUGCCCCUUAAGCUGUGGUCGUUCCACAUGUAUAAUACCCAUUAACUUAGUGUCUGCUUUUUCUUCCAAGUUACAUUGGUUGUCCUUUUCUAACAGGCUCUGCCUAUGAAAUUAAUGAAUGUGAUUAAGGAAUUUAAUGUUCAGUUAUGGAUUUCUUUAUAUUGUGCCACUAACCUGCGUAAACAAUAUUCAUCUUGUCUUCCUUAUGCGAGGAGGUAGAUGAAUUGCAUUCGUUGCACUUACUGUGGCACAUGUCUCACUGCAAUCACGGUUUUUACGCUUGAUACACUUAAGGAAGAAAGCUGCUCUGUGCAGAUGCUUGAAGGCAGGAUGUGUUACCACUACAAUUUUUGCUCUGAAAUUAUGUGUAUUUAAAGAAAAGAACUGAUUGUCAAGCCCAAUUGUAGUUUAUAUUUUUCUAGCUGUGCAAGUCUGUAAAUAUAUAUAAAAAUCCCCAGCACUGUAAUAUUUUGUACAAGAAAAACACUGGAAACAAAGGGAACUUUACAGAAACUUUUUCACACCAAAAUAUCCGCUGUAGGUAGAACCGGUUUGGAGUGCGUUAGGGUAGCCAACAUUGGAGCAUCAGAAUGUUGGGAGUGUUUCAGCUCUUCUGUAUACAGGAUUAGGAUUCCCUUAGGUUGCUGUCUGAUUGGAAUUGUCAUCACUGCAUUCUUUACUAUGUUGCUGUACAGUUCUGUUUAAAAAGAAAGUAAUAACUUGGCAUUAAAGCUGCAGUGAUUUUCUCCUCUCCUUUCAUUUUCCUUUUUUUCUCCUUUUGAGAUUUCUAUGACAUAUUUAAAAUUCUGUGCAAAUAAUUUAAGCUGACUUAAUACUCUUUAAACACAUUGCCUCUAAUGUAUAUCAUGUUAGGUAUGUAUUGAGUUGGGAUUUAUGGCUGGCAGAGAAGAUACUUGCUGGGAAGAGGUUGAUGUAGUCAGUCCUCAGAAGCUUUUUCAGGUGGAUUUAAGUAUGUCUUUGCAUCCUAUGAGCUAACAUGUCAGUGUUUGGAUAGCUCCCUACAAAAGCACUUGGUCCAGCCUUUCUGAUAUGGUAUGGUUGUAUCUCUUUUGAGUUCUCUCCUGAUCAGUGCUUAUGAUUUAACAUUCAUGUUUGCAGUAACAUCCAGUGAAAACUCAAUUUGGUAACGAAGUGAAAUCUAUAAAACAUUAUUUUGGAAUGUUUCUUUCCAUUUCAAUUAAAGCUCAAAUUUUAAGCUGUCCUAAUCAAA
Melopsittacus undulatus (budgerigar) is the source of this 4338-nucleotide messenger RNA. It is a transcript of the gene AKAP1, whose product is annotated as A-kinase anchoring protein 1. Gene Ontology annotation, molecular function: protein kinase A regulatory subunit binding; RNA binding. Gene Ontology annotation, cellular component: mitochondrion; membrane. Lineage: Eukaryota; Metazoa; Chordata; Aves; Psittaciformes; Psittaculidae. The transcript has 11 exons. The coding region runs from base 353 to 2935 and encodes 860 amino acids. The record is from RefSeq and is a predicted model, not a curated record.